Pogona vitticeps (central bearded dragon) is the source of this 2942-nucleotide messenger RNA. The record is from RefSeq and is a predicted model, not a curated record. Lineage: Eukaryota; Metazoa; Chordata; Lepidosauria; Squamata; Agamidae.
UAAGGAAGCAGAAGUUUGACCUGUAUGAACAAGAGGACCAAUUUUGUAAAAGAACGUGGGGACAGAAAGAUAUUAUAACGUGUGUUUGAAAUGGUUUCAACACACAUUCACUUCGCAGGAAGAAUUUCUUUUUUCAGACCAAAAAGUUACUUCUAUCAUAGGUAGAAUGCUAGUCUUCACCCAGAAACUGCCAGGGUCCCAAUUCCCACCUAGGUACUAGGUACAUAUCCUUUCUGCUGGCCAUUGCCUCCUUUUAAAAUCGCUUGACAGUGGGCAGCAGCUUCUUGGUGCUGAAGCAGGAAUCAAGCAAGAGCCAUACAUCUUGAGCCUUACUAGCAUGGAAGAUUUACCCUGGCUUUCCUCAUGAAACAAGACAAGCCAAACAGUGGAUUUUGAAGAUUGAAAGAAAGAUAUUUUGCUAUUUCUGUACAUCAAAUCGUGCUAAAAUGGUUUGAAGGCAUGUUCUUUUCGCUGCAAUGCUUCAGAUGGCUUGGCAUUAGAACAUCACUACUGAAGAAUACUUACUAUUUGAGAAGCCUCAGGUAUUCAACUUGUCCAACCAUGACCUUCAGGCACAGAAAUGCAAAACGAAUUGAAGGACUCGAUAGCAAUGUUUGGGUAGAAUUUACAAAAGUAGCUGCAGAUCCUUCCAUUGUUAAUCUUGGGCAGGGCCUUCCAGAUAUAAGCCCUCCUAAUUAUGUGAAAGAGGAGUUAGCAAAAGCAUCCUCUGUGGAUAGACUGAACCAGUAUACACGGGGCUUUGGGCAUCCAUUGUUGGUGAAAGUCUUGUCCCAGUUGUAUGAAAAAGUUUGUGGAAGAAAGAUUGACCCCUACACUGACAUUCUGGUAACAGUAGGAGGAUAUGGAUCUCUUUUUAGUGCAGUACAAGGACUCAUUGAAGUAGAAGAUGAAGUGAUAAUAAUAGAGCCCUUCUUUGAUUGUUACGAGCCUAUGGUGAGGAUGGCAGGGGCAAAACCUGUCUUUAUAUCUUUGAGAUACAAACCUGCAGCUAGAGAUGUUCCAUCAAGUGCUGACUGGGUAUUAGAUCCCACUGAACUUGCAAGUAAAUUUAAUUCCAAGACAAAAGCUAUUAUAUUGAAUACCCCACAUAAUCCUAUAGGAAAGGUUUAUACAAAAGAAGAGCUCCAGAUAAUCGCUGAUCUCUGUAUUAAAUAUGACACCCUGUGUAUCAGUGAUGAAGUCUAUGAGUGGCUGGUAUAUACUGGGAAUAAACACAUUAAAAUAGCUACUUUGCCUGGAAUGUGGGAAAGAACAGUAACUAUAGGAAGUGCUGGGAAAACAUACAGUGUAACUGGCUGGAAGCUUGGUUGGUCUGUUGGUCCCGAGCAUCUGAUAAAGCAUUUGCAAGUUGUUCAGCAAAAUACAAUCUAUACGUGCCCAACUCCAUUACAGGAGGCAGUGGCACAAGCAUUUUUAAUUGACUUGAAACGCAUGGAUGACCCAAACUGUUACUUCUACUCUCUGCCCAGAGAAUUGGAGGAGAAGCGGAAUCGAAUGGCUCAGAUGCUCCUGGAAGCUGGGCUGAAACCUAUUGUUCCAGAGGGAGGAUAUUUCAUGAUUGUUGAUGUAUCCACACUAAGUGUAGAUCUGUCUGACAUGGGAAAAGAUAAUCCUUAUGACUAUAAUUUUGUGAAAUGGAUGAUAAAAGCUAAGAAACUGUCAGCUAUUCCUCUUUCCUCAUUUUGCGGUUUGGAAGCAAAGGGUCAGUUUGAGAAAUACAUACGGUUUUGCUUCAUCAAAAAAGACAGCACAUUGGAUGCAGCAGAAGUGAUCCUGAAAAACUGGAAGAAACAUUAAAUAAGAAGCUAAUAUUUCCUGUCACUUAAGAAGAAACCAUUCUUAUGAACAAUUGUACAUUUAAAAUCAGGCCCGGAGUUUCAUGUAAAAUAUUAAUUUGUUUAAGUUGCACUGUGCUGCCAUCUGCUGGAUGUUCAACAUUCAUAUGUUUUUAAAUACCCUCCAAAUCAUUGACUGUUUUCUAAAACAUUGGGAACCCUUCCCUCGCCAUGACUUUUUAAUCUACUAAAAUAGAAGAUAUACACUAGAAUUCAAUUUGAUGAAUUUUACAGCUGUACAAUUUUGGUUUCUUUUUGUUAAAAUACGCUUUUCUGUUCCAAGUGAAAUACUACCCCUAUGCCGACGUUCGAACUGCUCAUGUGAAAGCUGAAGGUGGAGCAGGGCAGUGUAAACAAGCCCAGCUGCCAACAUCUCAAGAUGCUUGGCUCUUCUAAUAUGCCUACUUCUUUGCAAUAUAUGAUAAGGGAAUAUGCAGCUUGAAACAAAUCUUUAGCUUUACUGUGAAAGACUGGAGAUUGUAUUAGUAAAAAAUAAAAUAAAAAAUACCGCAGCUGCAUUUAUCCAAAGAACCAAUAAUAGAAAUACAUAUUUUAAUAGCAAAUUGUUUGUAAUUUUGUUGGAUAGGAAGUAUGGACUCCUAGUUUCCUGCUCAAUGAACCUCAGCAGCAUAGUGCAGGUAAUUCUUGAAAUGAGGAAAGCCUUUUUAUGAUACAGUAUAUUUUGAGCAACUAACACAAUUGUUUGCUCAUCCCAGCGACAGAGAUACUGUAUACACAAAUGUUUCUUUGGGCAACAAAAAUUGAUAUCUGAAACUUUGCACAUAUAAUUACUAAGUAAGGAGAUAUGAUGCACAAUGUUUUUGCGUAGAUUUUACUGAUUCCAUGGGGAAAUGGCUACGGAAAAGAACAUGUUGAUUGAGAGCCUGGGUUUGCCAUUUUCUUGUGCUAUGUAAAUUACUUUUCUUACUGACUGAAUGAGGUGUGUCAUCUCACAUAUUAGAAGGGAUUUUUGUUCCCUCCAAAUCUACAGUAAUAAUCCUUGAGGAUGUGCUACAUGGUAUCUGUUAAUUUUUUGAAGCUGAAAGUUGAUUUAACAAAUAAUAAAAAAUGAACAGUUGCUAUACA